AUGCAGGCUUGGACCUCAAUGCACAAGUUCAGCAAGCAGUAUGGCGGGCUGUUCGCAUGUACACUUGGGGGCGAAACGCACAUCUGGGUCGCAAGAGAAGAUGUUGCGCAAGACUUAAUGGUCAAGAAUGCUGAGCUGAGUUCGGCGAGGGCAGAUAUUGGGUCUUUCCCAGGGGUGACACAGGACUUUUUGUACUUGCCUCUGCUCGGGUACACAGAUCACUUCCACCGUCAAAAACGAUUCGCAAACGCAAUGAUGACCCGCGCAGCUAAGAACCAAUACUACGGUCACAUCCAGCUUGAGAUGAAGCGCUUCAUGCACGAGCUCUCCCGAAAGCCAGAAGACUUCUUCACUCUUACCCAUCUCUUCUGCGCUAGAAUCAGCUCUCGCCUCGCGUAUGGCACCGCCGAUCGUUCGAUAGAGCACAUGAUCAACGCCGGCGCCUUCAUCUCCCAACUUGGCCCUUCUGGGCCCAUACCUAAUCUCAUGCCGUUCCUAAGAUACUUCCCUGAGUGGAUGGCGCCGGGCCAGCGCGGAGUGCGAGAACGCCGAGAAAAGGAAGCAGCGCUGUGGAAAGACACAUUCGAUCAGGCAAAAGCAUCCAAAGAUAAGACAAUUUACACGACCGCAAGCUUGGCUACCAAAGCUAUUGGCUCCGAUACCGACCUUCUUUUCGCUGAUGAGGAAGAGGCCAUAGCUGCAGUUGGUAUGCUCUGCACUGUCGCGAUCUAUACUAUUGGCGGACCGGCGACGCUGUUCGUCAUGGCUAUGGUUCUGCAUCCGGAAUGGCAAGAGAAAGUACGCCAGCAGAUCGAUGAGGUAGUUGGGAAGGAUGAGAUGGUGGACUUGAAGCACAGUCCCCAGUUACCGAUCUUGAGGGCAGCUAUCAAGGAAUGUGUGAGGUGGAAGAGUACUGUUCCACUCGGCGUCCCUCGCCUACUCUCGAAGAACUACACCCACUCCGGCUACCACUUCCCCCGCGGCGCCGUCGUCCACGUCCUCGACAUCGCCAUGUCUCAAAACCCCACCACCUACUCCUCUUCCCCUCCCUCCGUCUACGACCCCUCCCGCUGGCUCGACCCUUCGUCCCCCAAUUUCAAGUCUCCACUGACCGAACACCCACGCUUGAAGGGCCAUCAUAUCUUUGGGAGGGGCAAGAGAGUGUGUCCCGGCCAGGAUCUUGCGGAGGCGGAGCUGUUGGUCUUUUGUGGAAACGUGGUCAAGAAUUUCGAGCUCGAGAAGAAAGACGGAAUAGAGAUUGGGCCGGACCAAUGGACACCGCAUGUCAUCGGGGGACCGUUGCCGUUCCCCUGCGAGAUCAAGGUGAGAGAUGAUCAGAAGGCGAGAGUGGUUGGGGAGUGGUGGGAAGAUGUCAGAGGGGGGUAA
Molecule: messenger RNA, 1386 nt
Organism: Alternaria viburni
Lineage: Eukaryota; Fungi; Ascomycota; Dothideomycetes; Pleosporales; Pleosporaceae
Exons: 3
Coding region: 1-1386 (461 amino acids)
Molecular function (GO): heme binding; oxidoreductase activity, acting on paired donors, with incorporation or reduction of molecular oxygen; iron ion binding
Source: RefSeq, a predicted model, not a curated record